Gracilinanus agilis (Agile Gracile Mouse Opossum) is the source of this 4988-nucleotide messenger RNA. RefSeq names its product PPARG related coactivator 1 (gene PPRC1). The transcript is spliced from 14 exons. The record is from RefSeq and is a predicted model, not a curated record. Gene Ontology annotation, molecular function: RNA binding; transcription factor binding. The coding region runs from base 1 to 4668 and encodes 1555 amino acids. Gene Ontology annotation, biological process: positive regulation of transcription by RNA polymerase II. NCBI's taxonomy places the organism in Eukaryota, Metazoa, Chordata, Mammalia, Didelphimorphia, Didelphidae. Gene Ontology annotation, cellular component: nucleus.
AUGGCGGCGCGCCGGGGACUGGAAGACGGUGCCGCGCCGCCCCCAGGAGGGGGCCCCGGACCAGGCCCGGGCGGCGGGAUGCACGGCGGCAAGCGUGGGUGCUGCAGCCGGAGCCCGGCGCCCCCAGGAGUCUCGGAGAGCCCUAGGGGCCGGCAGCAGGUUCUGCUGGAAGAGGAGGAGGAGGAAGAGGCUGGUUUCUUUGGCCUGUCGCAGCAUGAUUUAUUUGACCUGGAUGGAGAUGAUGAAGAAGAGAUGUUCCUACAGGAUGAGGUCCUGUUGGAGACCAUGCAAAACUAUAUGGAUGCCUCUAUUAUCUCCAUUAUUGAAGACCUAAGUGGUGUUGGAGAGAACAGCAGAGUGACCUUGGAGGACCAGAAUGAAGUGUCUCUGCUCACAGCCCUCACUGAGAUACUUGACAAUGCUGAUUCUGAGAAUCCAUCACCCUUUGACACCAUUCCUGACUCGGAGUUGCUCGCAUCUCCCCGAGAGAGUGCUUCGUUGCACAAACUGCUGGGUUUUUCUCGUACAUCCCCGGAAAGUGAUGUGGAUGACCAGUGGGGACCCAAGACACACAGUGUGACCCCCGCUAUUGGCAGAGUUGAGAUGUGUCUCUCUGAUUCCUCCUGGGAUCUUCCACCAUCUCCCUUCUUGGAAGCAUCAUCCCCAAAGAUCCCAGGGUGGAGGACCCCAAGAUCCUGGCCCCGAUGGGGUCAGCUUUCUCCUCUGCAGCGCAGUGACGGAGAAGAGGAAGAAGAUGCCAGACUCAGUAGAGACAGAGUCACAGCUGUGGACCCCUCCAUAGACAACACCGAAGAUUUCCCUAUGCACUUGGCCUGCCCUGAGGAGGAAGAGGAAGAAGAGGCUGCCCCAGUGGGAGAGGAAAGCAUCUCCUCUCUGAGUGAGCUGGUGAGGGCCAUGCAUCCAUACUGUUUGCCAAGUCUUGCUGUUUGCUUGGAUUCCCCUGGGGGAGAGCCGGAACAGGCUGAAGAGUUAAUGCUGGCUGAAGGGGGCAUGGUUCUGGAGAUCCUGGGCCAGGGCUCCAUGGCUGGAGAGGCUCUGGAGAUUCCAGUCGUCCUGCGCCAUCUCCCUCCCUCAGGUCAGCCCAUAGAAGAUCUGAACCCUGACCUUACUCAGCAACUGCUAGAAUGUGACAUGGAAGCUGAGGUCCCUACCUGUGGAGAACAGUCCUUUCAGAAAGAGCCAACAGCCCCAGGCAGCCUUGAAGGUGGGAAGGAGAAGGAGCUGACAUGCCCGGCCCGGCCCCAGCCGAAAGUGAUCCCAGCAUCUGUUGACAGCCCCAAAGGACCCUCUGCAGAUGUGUCCUCAGAUGCACAGAAAGGCCAAAAGGGCCACAGGAGUCGGAGAAAGAAGAGUGAAGUUCAGUUAUUGCCAGACCAGGAUGAGGACAGGACCUGUGUUCGAAAGCUCAGGUCUUCUUCCCGAAGCCAAUCCAUACCUGAUAGCCAGUCCUCAGAACAGCCCCUGGAGGGGAUCUGCAGGGUGGCCCAGUCUGCCUGUGGUCGGAGAAAACUCCGGACCACUAUAGCUGAACCCAAAAUAGUGUCAAGUCUAGGAACCCCAGACUUCACAGAGCCUGACUCUACCCCACAGAACCCCAUUGGACAGUCUGGUCUGGCCAAAGAGGAGCCACCGACUCUGUGCCCAAGCAAUGGUGAGACGUCCUUGUCCUUGUCCUCGGUGAAUGGUGACCAUUCACAGACCCCAGAGCCAAGCUUUGAGGUCACCAGCCCCCAAAGUGAGAGAAUUUCAAGCCCCCCAAAAGCAGAACACAGUGCCAACACCGUGCCCCAGGAAGCCAAGCCCCGACCCCUGAGCCUGUCUGAGUACUGGCAGCGAAGACAGCAGCGCCAAGCAGGUGAUCAAGUGCCAGAGCCCCAAACCCCAGCUGGAAAGUGGCCCAGCAUCCCAGUGACACCUACAGAGCUGGCAGAGAUUCCAUGCCUCAUCGUCCCCUCCAAGACAGUGGAGCAGCCUACUGCCCCUGGAGUGGCCCGGCAGAGGACAGCCCAGCCACCAGGCCUCAAGCCCUGUAGCAUGGCUUCCUCUGAGACUGACCUCCCCUUGCCAGCCAAACAUAAAUCUCUAGUGAGGCAAUCUGUGCCCCCCACCAUGCCCAUACCCCCAACUGUGCCUCCUGUAGUGCCCAUGUCCCCGGCUAUGCCUCCCACAGUGACUCUUCCCCUGACAAUGCCCAGGCCUCCAGCUCUGCCACCUGCAGUGCCACCCAUGGUGCAGCUUCCCUCCAGUGGGCAGGCGAUGCCCAAUUUGCUUCGGCCACCCCUUCCCCUCCCCUGUCUCCCAAGACCUCCCGAUUCCUAUGCCCAGUUUGCCCCAGUGCCUUCCUGGCCCUGUUACCCCUCUGUGCCACCAUCUGUUAACUAUCCCGGCUUGCCAUCCCCAGUGCCAGGCACACCCAAUGCCUAUCCAGUACCCACUACUCCUGCUGUGCCUUGGGCUCUACCUCCUGCCCCAGUGACGGCUUAUGGUUCUGAUCAUUCUUAUGGGCCUAUGAGCUGGGGUCCAGGACCUCGGCCUCCUUACUGGCCAGCUUUACCCCCAACGCCAUUGCCUCCUCCGCCACCACCACCUCCUCCCCGCCUAGCUAAGAGUAUCCCACUCCCCUCUCAGGGUCCUGACAGUUUCUCCACUGGGAUCCCCGAAAGUAUACCUGCCUCCAGUGCAGUGUCUGUGAUUCCCCCACCUAGCCUUGUGCCAACUUCCCAGGAAGGCCCUCAGGCAGCACCCUCGAGAGCAGAGGGCAAGCAAGGGCCAGCACCUCAGCAGCCCUUGAGGCCCUUGUCUCCUAGACCCAAAUCAAAGCUGGCCACUCCUGGGAGUCCAGAUUCCAGAAAGAAAGGGGCUCCUGUUGAGGACCCUGUGGUUCAAAAGGGCCAGCCCCAGCCAGAAGGUUUUGCCCCCCAGAAGGCCCAGACCGAAGCCAAGGAGAGUGGGCAGAGUGAGUCACCAUCAGUCCCUGCAGACAGUGCUGUGUCUAUGCCAAAGCAGUGCCAAGUGACCAAGAUGCCUCCUGUCCAUCCAUCCCGACUUCGGAGACUCAGCUUCCUAUCUCCUCCCCCACACAGCCAGGGUUCUGAGGAUGUGGUACAAGCUUUUAUCAGUGAGAUUGGAAUUGAAGCAUCUGACCUAUCCAGUCUUCUGGAGCAAUUUGAGAAGUCCGAAGUUAAAAAGGAGUGUAUUCCUCUGGGACCUGCUGAUACCUUAGCUCUAGGAAAUUCAGGCAGAGUUGACAACUCCCAGGAGAAGCGACCUCUUGACCGGUUACAAGCCCCAGAGCUGGCCAAUGUGGCAGGCCUGACCCCUCCUGCCACUCCACCUCAUCAGCUCUGGAAACCUUUGGCUGCAGUCUCAUUACUGGCCAAGCCAGGUUCCCCUGAUUCCCCUACCCAAGACCGAGUACUGAAGCCAGGGGGAAAUGUGGAUUCCCAACGUCCGGCUGCAGUUCGUCUCCGAGGUCGGGUCCCAGGACCUAGCCCAGUACAUGUGGGCUCUGGGGACCAUGACUAUUGCAUCCUGAGCCCUACAGUGACCACAGGGCCAGAGCUGGGAUCCCGCUGGAACGUCAAACGACAUCAAGAUAUUACCAUUAAACCUAUCCUUUCUCUGGGCCCUUCAGCUGCCUUGCAGGUCUGCCCAGCCAUGUGUCAGAAACAGCAGCUGGACCAUAGGACUAGUGAAGAACUAGAAGCAACCCCUCCAGCCCCAACCUCUACCCCUGCCCAGCAACCUUCUGUGCUGCUGUCCCCAGAGGCUUCACCUGGCCGGAAUGAUGACACUAGGACUCACCCUGGGCCUUUGGCCAAGCAACCGGUGCACUGUUACCAGAAGGCCUGUGCUCCAUCCAGCCCCCCUGGCUGUGGUUGGGUGGGCCGCAGCAGCCGCUCAUGCUCCAAUGGGGCUAGUGAGGCAUCUUCCUCCUCUUCCUCUUCCUCCUCCUCCAGAUCCAGGUCCAGGUCCCGUUCCCAUUCUCAUUCCCGGUCCCGGUCUCGGUCCCGGUCCAUUUCCCCACCACCCAAGAGGUGGCGAAGGUCCAGCUGUGAUUCCUGGGGACACUCUAGACGGCGAUCCUCCUCGUCGUCUUCCUCCUCCUCCUCUUCCUCUUCCUCUUCUUCUUCAUCUUCAUCCAGUUCUCGAAGCCGGUCUCGUUCUCCAUCCCCCCGAAGGAGGAGCAAUAGGAGAAGGAGGUACGACUACUAUGAUUCCCAGGACCACUACCAAAGGCAGAAAAUUCUUCAGAAGGAACGUGCAAUAGAGGAAAGGAGGGUGGUCUUCAUUGGGAAGAUUCCAGGCUGCAUGACUCGGUCAGAGUUGAAACACCGGUUCUCAGUCUUUGGGGAGAUUGAAGAAUGUACCAUUCACUUUCGCUUUGAGGGUGACAACUAUGGCUUUGUUACCUACCGAUAUGCUGAAGAGGCAUUUGCAGCCAUUGAAAGCGGUCACAAGCUUCGGAGGGCAGGCGAGCAGCCCUUUGACCUUUGCUUUGGGGGCCGAAGGCAGUUCUGCAAGAGGAACUAUGCAGAUUUGGACUCCAACUGGGAGGAGUUUGACCCUGCCCCUGUGAAGAGCAAAUUUGAUUCAGUCGACUUUGACACAUUACUAAAACAGGCCCAGAAGAACCUUCGGAGGUAACCCUGGGCCUCCAGCCCCUGUCCCUCCAGAGGUCCCUCCCCUUUGGCCCCCCUCCCCCCCUCGGAGCACCCUUUGCUUCUGGAUGAGGAGGGAAGAGCUGCUAGUGAGAUGGCUGUUUUAUAAAGAAAUGGAAAAUAAGUGGAAUUAAAAAAAGUAAAAUGAGAUUUUUCUAAAAAAAAAAAAAGAAAGUUUUGUUUUUAUAAAAAGUAUUUAACAGAAUUUGCAUUCCUUGUGAAGUGGGUGGUGCCUACUGCAUGGGCUCCUCAUUUGGGGAAAGUCUAAAUCACUAUGCGGAUCAAUAAACAAAAGAAAGGAAAAUC